Messenger RNA from Aspergillus versicolor CBS 583.65, 1441 nucleotides. Its product is annotated as alpha/beta hydrolase. The record is from RefSeq and is a predicted model, not a curated record. Lineage: Eukaryota; Fungi; Ascomycota; Eurotiomycetes; Eurotiales; Aspergillaceae. Bases 135 to 1049 code for a protein of 304 amino acids. The transcript has a single exon.
CUAUGAUAUAAACCGGUCAUCUUCGUAUGCAUGCUACAUAUAGCAAAAGUAUUAUUUACUCGUACCAGGGGCUUCUGUUUCGUCACCCUUGAUCGUCUCAUCUCCUAAACCAAAUUUCUCAAGUCCAUUUCAACAUGAUUUCUACGAUGGUUCGGAAUGUCCCCAAAAUUGUUAGUUUUCCGAACGGAAGCAACGGCUCCGUUGUUGGCCAUCUCUACCUCCCUAAAACCUAUAAUUGCAAUCAACGAUAUCCUGCCGUCGUCGUUGGCGGUUCAAUGGCGUCUGUCAAGGAGCAGAUGAGCGGUACAUAUGCGAGCCAAUUGGCGCACCACGGCAUCAUCGCCAUGGCCAUUGAUUAUACCAACUGGGGGGAAAGUAGUGGCGCGGAGCGUCAGUCAGAAGUCCCGACACAGAAGACUAAAGACCUGUCAUCAGCAGUGAGCUACUUGGUAAGCCGGAAGGACGUCGCUGCUACAGCACUCUUGGGCAUAUGCACUUCUGCUGGGAAUAUUCUUUAUGCUGCAGCAGAGGAUCAUCGUGUGCGCGCUUUGGUAACAGUAGCAGGCUUUUUCGGGGAGCCGGGUCUACUUUCAACACUGUUUGGUACUGAUGGGGUUGAAAGUCGAAAGGCUUCAGGUCGUCAAGCUCGUGAGCUUUACAGAGAGACGGGCGAAAUUGAGACGAUUAAAGCGUACUCGGAUACUGAACCUGCAGCAAGCAAAACUCCUAAAGAUUCCUACUAUAUGGAUCCGUCACGAGGCGGUGGUGUUCGCGCGUGGCGCAAUUCUUUUGCCGUCAUGUCAUGGGAGUCAUGGCUCGCUUUUGACCCCGUUGAGAAGGCUUCACAUGUUACUGCUCCGACGUUGAUGAUUCAUUCUCAAAAGGCAGCAUUCCCUACUCAGGCAUCCAAGGUCUACGAUUUGUUGGCUGGACCGAAAGAAUGCAUUUGGACAGAGGCAACUCACUUCGACUUUUACGAUAAUCCAGAAACGGUACAACAUGCUGUCCAGCAAAUCGCCGUGUUUCUGCACAAAACGCUUGUGCUCUAAGGUUAACUUGGUGGUGGCGGGGCAUGUAUCUAUUUUAUUCGCAAUACUGCAUCAUCGAACACCCGGCUCCAUUCAGAAGUCGUAGUAUAAUCCACCUUACGGAACAGAGGGACAUGGCGCAUGGUAUGCAGGCCAAAUUCUUUGGCCAGAAAUAAACGAUAAUAACCGGAAAGCUUAAUGGUACAAGAAAAGCGUCAAUCUGGCAAGGAUAGCAAGGCGGACUUCUCAGUGGCAAGGCCAGAGGGGAGACUAAGCCAGUCAAGAUUUAUCUAUCCAACUUUUCGUGAUGCACCAGGGGCACCAGAAUCCAGAGUUUAAUUGAGCAGGACAAGCACUGUAUGAUAGCUGUGUUAAUAGGAUUAUUAAUCUAUGGAUACCCACUUACCCCCGCG